AUGGAGCUCUCAACCGGCGGCAAAGCAGGGCGCAGACGUUUAACUCAGGCUAUCGACUGGGACGCCUUCCGAAAGGCGGUGGCCACGUGCGAAGACGCGGUUCCCGUAACCGCAAAAUUACUGAAGGCAGCGCAAGCGGCCACGCGAAACCUGGAGGUGGAAGACCAAGACCCGGUUCCCGACAAACAUCUAAUCAACCUGUGGGAAGCACGCAAGCGGCUCCACAAGAUAUAUCUUAACAACGGCAAACGAUUCAAGGACCUAGUGCGUUUGCGCAACAAGACGGCACAGGCACGUAGAUAUGCCAAACGCCUGGCUCGCUCGAGGUGGCUUGACCACUGCGCGACGUUUGACGAACGAACUGGCACCCGCAAGCUAUGGCGCGCCCACAGAGCCUUGACCGGCAAGACCAAGGCGCCCAACACUGCUCGCAACAUCCAGCUAGCCACCGACCAAACUCCGGAGCAGUUUGAGGAAGCGGCCGCCAAGGCCUUUUUCCCACAACCUGCUAACGAUCCGGACCUGUGCCUGUACGAACUGCAACCGCCGAGCGACACAGAACAAGACGCCCCGUUCACGAUUCAAGAAUUGACACUGGCCUUGGACUCUAGUCCGGAUCAAAUACAGAACCUCCGACCAAUCUCACUUACGUCUACGCUAUGCAAGUUACUCGAACAGAUGAUCCUUACGCGACUCACUUAUGUCUUGGAAGAAGCCAGGGACGACCCUUACUACGACGCUGCGCAGACUGGUUUUCGCCCCGGACUGUGCACCCACGACAGCCUACACCUCCUCCGAAACUUUGUGGGUAAGGGGCGCCGAGGAACCAACAAGGUACCCGGACUCCUGGUGGCAGUGGAUCUCCAGAAAGCUUUUGACACCGUCGAGCAUUCGGCAGUGAUCGAGGAACUCGAAGAGAGUGGCGCAGGCACCCGCAUAAUCAAUUUCGUGAAAAGCUUCCUCAAGAAUCGUACCUUUGAGAUCAGCUCGGGCGCCCAGCAACCCCGCAUGUUCCAGAAUUUCCGUGGAGUACCUCAAGGAGCCAUCCUUUCGCCGACCCUUUUCAACUUGGUCAUGAGAAAAAUAGCAAGAGUGUUGCGCGCCGUCCCACACCUUCAGCACACAACUUAUGCGGACGACAUCACCCUUUGGGUGGACCCCCGAAACACAAAGCUCGACACUAAAGAAACGGUCGAAACCAUGCAGACGGCCCUAGAUGCCAUUGACCAGUGCCUGCAAACUACGGGCAUGCAACCUUCCCCAGAGAAGACAGCCUUCCUCAUCGUCGGCGGUCUUGAGCACAACAGAGCUCAAAUACACCUGACCCUGGCCGGCCAGUCCAUUCAGCGCUCCCCCGAACGCUGGAUUCGCAUAUUGGGAGUCCCACUGCACGAACAAGGAGGAGCGCAAGAGUGGAUCAAGCAACUCAAACCCAAGUGGCGACAACAGCUCCAACUCAUUAAGAGAAUGGGCAACCGCCUCGGUGGCGCGGGCACGCGCACCAUCCGCUUGCUCACUCAAGCAGUCCUGACCUCAAAAGCCUGCUAUGGAGCCGCAUGUUUCGUCCUGACCAAGGCGCAUCUCAAACAGCUGGAAAUAUUGCAUCGUGAAUGCCUGCGUGCAAUCACCGGUCUCCCAAGACACACUAAGACGGAAGAGCUGUAUCGGUACUCGAAUCUUCCGACUCUACAAGCCAUCAUUGAGACCCGCGUUGCCGGCCAUCAGCGGCGCCGGACAUCGACUAGAGCCGGUAAACGUCUUCUGGAUUUACAGGGUUGGCGGCCUCCCGUAGGAGAGGCCCCGCCUCCGAAGGGCAUGCCACCAUGGGAGGACAUUAUGGUCAGAAACCCCAAGCCGCUAACUCGCAAACAACACCGCGAAGAACAUUCAGAAGAAAGAGCUGCACUUGCUGCGCGGGCAGACCUCGUGGAGCACGCGGUCUUCACAGACGCCACAUGGUGCCAAGAGACGAAGCGGGCCACACUCGCCUACGCUACUGGCCAGGACCGAUAUGCUCAGACACUUCAAUACGACAGCGAACCUAGCACGAGCCGCCUCGAACUGGGUGCAAUACACCUGGCACUAUCUCGAAUAAGAGAGACAUUCGAGCCAGUGGACGUACCUACCCGUGUAACCAUCUUCACGGAUUGUAGGGAAGCCCUUGCCCGUCUGGGGAAAACUCCUCGCGAAGGGACGCUCUGCCAGCGAAUCAAGAGUAUGUGCUCGUAUUUGAAAAACACCAAAGGUAUUGAGGUGAGAGUGGACUGGGUCCCGGGACACGCGGGCGGCAUCGGUAACGAGGCCGCACACGCGUGGGCGAGCGAGCAAAGGGAAGACCGCUCCAACCCAGGGAUCUUCGUCCCCUUUGCGCCGCCGGACCCAGACCCCAUAGAGAAGAAAUCUGCGGCCCGACAAGAGGAUCAGCGUCGGCUGCGAGGUCAAACACCCUACAACCCGGCACCGCUACCCAAGGGUUUACCCAGAGGGGCACAAGUGUUAAUUCACAAGGCCCGCACCGGAGCUGCGCUCACCGAAGACAUACUCGCUCGGUGGCGUAGCUACAAACCACGGAGGGGCCGCCCACCCGACCAAGUGCCACCGGAAGGGUCCGAGCCCGCUGCACUUGUCGUCUGCACUACAUGCACCGCCGGCGUGAGCCCGACGAUCCGACACUUACUCUGGGAUUGUGCCGGCUUGCGAGAAAAAAGAGCCGAACACCUGGGGCCUCACAUCGACACUUUAGAGGCCUGGAUCACACCGGUUAACGAGGCACGGGCCAGGGAGACGCUGAUCUCCCUAUGGGAGUUCGCGCGCUCGACAGGAGUGCACCGCCGAAUGUAA
Molecule: messenger RNA, 2841 nt
Organism: Ixodes scapularis (black-legged tick)
Lineage: Eukaryota; Metazoa; Arthropoda; Arachnida; Ixodida; Ixodidae
Exons: 2
Coding region: 1-2841 (946 amino acids)
Molecular function (GO): nucleic acid binding; RNA-DNA hybrid ribonuclease activity
Source: RefSeq, a predicted model, not a curated record